UUUAUCAAUCAUGUCGGCAGAUUAUUUGUGUUUACACGAAACAUUAUUUAUUUUUAUCAAAAAUACCAUAAUACUGUUGUAAAGUUUAUGUAAAAUAAAAUCUAGAUAUGUUAUCCGGUGAUUUACGAAGCUUAAGGAGAUAGCAAAAUGCCUUAUUAUUGCACAGUGCCGCGAUGUACGUCAAUGGCAGGAAAAGCCAAAAAUGUUUCUUUUCACCAGUUUCCUAGAGACGAGGGAUUAGCAAAAUUAUGGAAUGAAGUGUUGAAAAGAGGAAAACCGUAUACAAAAUAUUCAAAAGUGUGUAGCCUACAUUUUAAACCGGAUGAUUAUACUAUAACAAGUGGUCAGAAAAACAAAGGUCAAUGGAGAACGCUCAGAAAAGAUGCAGUGCCAUCACAGAAUCUACCGUCAGAGUCGCCAAGUGAGGAGUGGCAACGACGCAACUCAGCUACAUGGCCGGCCACUUUGAAUGUCGAUACUAGUAUGCACCAUCAGAUGGCGCAAGCUAUCUACGUGCAGACAAUGUUAGCGAUGCAAGCCGCUGGCAUUACAGAUACUGGAAUGAAUGCAGUCAAUAUAGAUCAACCGUCACCAUCUCAAAACGACACAAGUCAUGACGAAACAGACUCAAAUCCAUCCAUACAAACAGAAAAUGAACAGACAGACAGAAAAAUCAUGCCAAAUAAAGUAACAUAUAGAUGUCACGAAUGUUCCAAAUGUUUUAAAGAUCCCGACGUUUUAUUAUUACAUCAGAGAACUCACGCGAAAUCCGAAAUCGCGCCGGGCAACACUGAAAUGUUAAAAGCGAACCCUAUACUGGCGAAUUUGCUUAAAAAUGACACGGAAAAUGUCAACAAAAACGUUAUUAGCAUCGAAAAUCAGAUUAUGUCAGCUCUUACUGAGAAUAUGGCUAAUUAUUUGCGCAAUUUGACGACAAUUAUGACGGCUGGCAAUACUGAAUAUGCUAUAGACAAAGUGGAAAAUGCAGAUGACUGUCAGUUUAGAAAUGACAGCAAUGGAGAAGCGAAUGACGUCACAGAAACCAUAGACUAUAAAGAAAAUAUCACCUCUUCAGACUUUAGCGUAGACAAAAGCGCGGGAAAUAAAAGCGCUGACAGUUUUAGUGAUAUAAAUAACGAUGUUGCUUAUGGUACUGAAAAUACAAGUUUUGCUACAGACAAUAUAUUUAAAGGGGAAAGAAUAGAAAAUGGCGCAAACUGUGAUAGUGAAAAGACUUAAAAUUUACUUUUGUAUAGAAGAAUAGAAAUAUUUUUGUAGGUUUUUCUUGUAUUCAUAUGAUCUUAUUAGUUUUUAAUUGCGCGAAUAUACAUAAAACCAUAUAUUAUUCCGAUAAAAAGUAAGACUCAUAAACAACAAAAAAACUGUCCUCAUCAAAACUCAGAGUUUUCUAACGAGCGAUACAAUACACUUUGAACAUUACUGCCACGUAAUAAGGUGUUAAUUUCAAUGAAUGUUUUAUACAAAGCCGCUCGGACAUUUUACAUUUUUAGAUAAUUACUUCCUACUUGGUAUUCGCGCAAAUACGACAUACCCACCUCCUAGUUAUUAUUUUUUUUUUAAUUCCUAUAUAAUAUAAACUAUAUUAUAUUGCUUAUAUACAUAGUUAUUUAGAAUAAGCCCUUAAUUUUUUAGAUUAUUUUCAUUGAAUCGAAAAUAUUGUGCCGUACUUGGUAUUAUAAUUAAAAAAGACUGCAUAAUUUUAGUGCUCAAAUAUAAAUUAAUAAUCGAUUAAUUAAAAUAAAAGAAAAUUUCCCACCGAAACUUUAUUUAAAAAAAGAAUUGACUGAUUGAAAUUGGAUAUUCAGAAAAAUAAAGUAAGAGAGAAACGACAAGAGUUAUUUUUCGUGUUACAGAAAGAGAUAGAAUGUGUUUAUUCAUAAUGAAUGUAAACAUAAUCAAGAAGAUAAACGAAAAUUUAUAUUUGCCGUCUAUCAUCUAUAAAACUUAAUUGAGCGGUUGUGCGACGUUGCCGCACCGCACAAUAAGCGGAUAACGCUCCGCGCUACAAAAUCAUGGCGAGCGAUGGUUGCGACGUUGCCGCACCUUGAUUGUAUCAACUGAGCGGCAACGGCGCGUUUUGUUUUUAAUUUUAUGUAAACAUUCGUCUUGCAAUCGUCAUUCGACAUAGCAAUAAGCCUUAGGCUGGUUGCAGAGCUUGACCGACCAUCUGUGCGUACGUCCGCGUCAGUCGCGCUUGUCAUAUGUAUGGAAAUUCAUAAAACCGUUCAUAGCUAGACCGACCAUACGUACGCGUAUUGUCAUGCGUAUUAGUGUCAUAAACAUUGUUUAUGCGUAUCGUCAGGACCGACGGUACGCACUGAUGGUCGGUCAAGCUAUGCAACCAGCCUUACUCGAAUUACAAUUACAAUAUAUUUUUUAACUAGGUCAAUAUGUAUCUCUUCGAUAAUAUGAAAACCGUCAAAAUAGAAACCGUAUAAUAUGUAUUUACACCAAGUAUGAUAUUAUUUUUUUAAUAAAAAUAAAAGACAGUGCCUUAUUCUGUAUGUAGAUGUAAGUAUAAACAGUUUUUCUGUAUCUAUGAAAAAAGUAUACAAAUAGGAAAUAUGCGUAUAUUAAAAACGUAUCUCUUAUAGAAAAAUAUCGUCAAAAAUGACUAUAUUUUUUAAAUUACCAUUACAAAAGUCUACGAAAAAAUAAAAAUAAAUUCCAAAAAUAUAUUUUUUUUUUUUUACUUUAAGAAAACAUGUAUAUUUCAUAUUCUACAAAAAUUCAGAUAUUUUUUAAAUUCACUAUAAAUAAUUAUAGGAAAAUCCCGUCCAUACUAGAAUGUCUUAUAUAACAGACUUAUUGUCGUACAUUUUUAAGGCCUAUUCAAACUACAACGGUCAGCUGUUCGCUACCGUACUCAGAUCGGAACGCGAUUAGAGUCUAUAAUAUACUACGUAAGAGAUAUAAGUGUUUUCCAAUUACAGAGCAUAAUGCGACUCUGUGGCGCACAAUGCCGAAUUUAAAGGGGAAAAAUUAAAAUUCUGUCACUGUGUU
Molecule: messenger RNA, 3024 nt
Organism: Colias croceus (clouded yellow)
Lineage: Eukaryota; Metazoa; Arthropoda; Insecta; Lepidoptera; Pieridae
Exons: 4
Coding region: 148-1239 (363 amino acids)
Source: RefSeq, a predicted model, not a curated record